Haliotis rubra (blacklip abalone) is the source of this 3191-nucleotide messenger RNA. RefSeq names its product sperm flagellar protein 1-like. NCBI's taxonomy places the organism in Eukaryota, Metazoa, Mollusca, Gastropoda, Lepetellida, Haliotidae. Gene Ontology annotation, molecular function: microtubule binding. Gene Ontology annotation, cellular component: axoneme. Gene Ontology annotation, biological process: regulation of cytoskeleton organization. The record is from RefSeq and is a predicted model, not a curated record.
UUGUGGGAUACGGUAUCGACUGACAACAAUGUAAACUAUUUGACACCGAGUUAUCGUAGUGAAACAGUAUUCUCGGUAUAUGUUUUAUAUAGGAUUUUGCAGUCAGUCAGUAUUUUAUUUUAAUAUUGCAAACUCUGGAUUCAAACAAAGGACGACGUGGAAAGGCUAUAAUGCCUCAAAGUGAGAGCGAAAUGGAGGAAUUGGACGAGGCGCAACUUGAAGAAUUAUACACAUGGAUCGAUGAGAUACAAUUGUCACGACCAAAACGAAACAUGAAUAGAGAUUUCUCUGAUGGAGUGCUAGUUGCUGAAGUUGUGAAACAUUAUCUGCCACAUUUUGUUGAUCUCCAUAACUACCCACCAGCCAACUCGACACAGCAGAAAUUGUCCAACUGGUUCAUGUUAAACAGGAAGGUGUUUGACAAGAUGAACUUCCAGCUGUCGGAUGACGUGAUCCGCAGUGUGUCAGGUUGCAAGCCAGGGGUCAUAGAGAAGGUCAUGUUAAUGGUGAGGACGAAGAUCGACCUUGCCAGACAUCAGAUGCAGAAGAACAAGCAGAUGGCGGGCAUGAUGGGGGUCGGACCGGGACGCAGCUCCCCCGACUCAGCAGUGACAAGCCCGAGGUGGACCAGAACAUGGCCAUGUUGCCACAAGCUGUCCGCCUCCCCAAGGCCAAGACAGGUCCGGGUGUGGCAGCCAAUGCUGGGCCGUACAAGGGGUCGAAGGGCAAAGGUUUCAUGGACAAUGAUGUUGUCCCUCGAAUCUUACUGGAGGAAAGAACAGGAAUGUUUGGCCAAAGACGAAACGAUACAGAUACUUCAGGCCAAAGUACGCCGCCUCGAGCAUCUGAUUCACCUGAAGGACAUCCGCAUCGACGACCUGCAGAACAAGAUUGAGGCCACACGGCCCACGGGGCGGAGAUGAGGUUGGCCCCAGCUGAGGACAGUUCCACAGUUCUACUUGUCACAUGGGAGUGGGUGGGGCAGGGGGUGGGGGGUCAUACGUUGAUAUCUGAUUUUAAAGAUUUUCUGUUAAAUAUGUAUUUUAGUUGUUAAGAGCACAUUGGUCACUUAGAUGAGUAAAUUUGGGGUGCACCCUCUGUAGAUAUGUGUAAUCCUCAUUACAGUUGUUGGCGGUCUGGGACAGAGUUGUCUCCCCUGUGUUCCUGCGGGGUAAUCUCAGACAUUUCUUCACUGUUCUUUACUCACUGAAGAGUAGUGACAAAUGUUAUAUUUUUAUAUGAUGGCACCACAGUUGGAACUCAAUUGUCUCCCCUAUUUUAAACAUAUUAGAUCAUAGAUUUGUUAUGGAAGAAAUGUUCAUCUUAGUCAUAUUGGGAUUGUUAGUUUUAUCAGAUACGCAUUUAUCUAGAAUAUCUGUAAUAUUCAUUGUGAAAUAUGAAGGAAUAUUUUGAGUAGGUUUGUAUUUUUGCAAACCUAUGAAGAAUUGUGUGUGAACAACUAUUAUUUGAAUAUGAAAUGACAAUGAUAAUAUUUUUUCAUCAUGAGACAUUCCAAAUGAUAUUGAAGAUAUAUAUGUAGAAAUUGUUGAUAUUUUUUGGAAAAUGAGUCAGUAAUUCUUUUCUAAAUAUGAACUAUAUUUCUGUAAACAAUGAAAUGUGACAGAUCUUGUACUGGGAUAAUAAUGCCAAUAGUCAUUAUGAUUUUCAAAUGAUGGGUUUUGUAUUUUAUAUAGGUUCCUUAAACGUUUGUAAAUGAAUAAUUUGAAUUGAAUUGAAAUGAAGAAUUGUAAGAUGUGUAGAAGUAUUUUGUAAUGGUUUGAGUACUUGCCAGUGUGUUGAACAGACCUAUACAUAGCAAGAUGAGACAACAUUUCAACUGUUUAUUUUUAGCAGUGUAACUGACUCGGCAUUUUGUAUUGAUCUGAUUGGCUGGUGACCAAUCACAGACAACCAAUCAAUUUGUUCACCGGAACAAUUUAGGAGAAUGCAACUAACACAAGUGUUUUGUUGUUUGACUACUUGACAAUAGCGACCACAAUGGCCCAGUAUAAUUUUGUAUUAACUGCUGAUUUGCCUGCAUUUUCUCCUCUGAUCGUUUCUGCUCGUUUAUAUCCAUGCUGUUUUAUGGAACAUUCAUAUAAAAAGUCACUUCAGAUAAAAUACAAAUAUGCUGACACUUUCUGACUUAAUGGGUAAAUGGCAAAUUAAUCUGUCAAAUGAAAAUGUACGAUGUUUUCUUUAAAUUUCAACCUGAGCUUAAAAUAUUUUUACGAUUGAACUAAUAAUAAAUCCAUAUUGAUUUCAUGUAUUGACACAUUGACUGCCACGUAAAUAUAAUGGUGUUCGUGUUUGUCUGUGGUAUGUAGACAUUUAGUAACAACACAGGUUGCCAGCAACUGUUUGUCAUCUGGGAUCAAAUUAUUGCAAUAUGAACAUGUGUUGUUGGUUGUUUUAUUCAUCCUGGCCAAUAUAUUAAUUUGUUUUUAUAUUCAUUCCAUUGUGUCUGUGUUAUUUUAACUAUAUGAGAUGUAUUUUUUAAUUUAUUUAUAUAUUUACAGUGACAUUCUGAAAUGGUUUUGUGUCUGAAUGCUUUGUCUCACAUGUUUGUGUAUGAAGUUCUCUUUAAAUGAAAGACUUGAUGAUGUCCUAGACAGAAAUUGAAAAAAUCAAGUUUACUGUGUAGGGACUCAAGGCAAUAAUAAAUUUUAACUUUCAAAUUAAAAUUCAGGAGAGCCCUCAUUUUAUGGGAUAAGUUUAUCAAAAGAAUAAACUAAUGCUGAAGUAAUUUUUAAAAAAAUCAUUUGAUUCUAUUAUUUGUUAAAACAUUUAUUUCAAUCUUUUUUCAAAAAUGAUCUCGAAUCAACCAGGGCAAUGAUAUAUUUUAUAUAUGUAUCCUGUCAUGACAGGCAGACCAAAAAAACCCAAAACAAACCUAAAACAUUAGACAACAGAUUAGUAUGGUCAGGCCUGAGAACAUGAAAAUGUUUCUGUAUUAGGUUACAGACCCCAUGGCCUAUACUCUAGUCACACUGUAUUAAACAAGUCUUGGAUGAUAGGAGAGAAUUGCGUUGGGCAGAACAUCUACAUGACCAAGAACUGGACUAACCACUAGGAUGGAAGAGUGGAUUCAUACCUGUUUACAAUAGCAGCAUUUAGUUGUACUCGGUAGUAUACUUUCAUAGCCCAUCAUUAUCAAUAUAUUCACCAAUAAAAUGAUGCUGUCUUUUUUA